AUGGAGAUGGUUCGUCCGACUGCAUACUACGAAAGCCUGAAGAGGUACUGGAGGAGAAGAAGGUACCAAAAACUAUCCGGUAGCCCUGCCAAAAGAAGCAAGCUGAAGGUCAUGAGGCUCGGCGGAAGCGGCAGCCAGCGUCACUGGAAGGUGCGGACGGUGCCGAAGCUCCAGUGGAAGAUGGCUGCUGCUUCGCUCUCCCCCGUGAAGCUGCUGUCCAAGUUCCACAACGGUUACAUCGAAAUGAUGAUCGGCCUCGCGUGCAACGUCGUCAAGUCGAGCAGCAGCGCCGGCAUCUUCCGGGGAAAGCAGGUCGCCAAGGAGAGCCAGAAGAUAUCCAUGGUCUCGACCGGGGAAGAGGUCGACGGAAGGUUCGUCAUGGAGGUCUAUAAGAAAUUGGCGGCUUCGCGGCAAUUGCCGGACUUUUGA
Molecule: messenger RNA, 429 nt
Organism: Syzygium oleosum
Lineage: Eukaryota; Viridiplantae; Streptophyta; Magnoliopsida; Myrtales; Myrtaceae
Exons: 1
Coding region: 1-429 (142 amino acids)
Source: RefSeq, a predicted model, not a curated record